AGUUUCAAGAUGGCGCCGGACAGUUGCUGCAAUGCCGACAGAUGAAGAGAAAAAAAAAACAGACGACACUGAGGAUUUAAAUAUAUAAAGACGAUUUUUUUUUUCCUCCCCCUGGAAACCAACUCGCCUCCUCGCCGGGGGACGCCGCGUUGCCGCAAAUGAGCGCGUCGUGCCCGAACAACGUCAGCUAGCCCCCUUCCGGCCUCCCCGGCUCGGGCGCCUACCAAGCGGCUAAGAUGCUAACGUCCUCCCGUUGCGCCGCUGGGCCGACCGGGAGGACCGGGCGGUCCGAGGGUCGAGCCGGCCGGCGGGCCUAAGGCUCAUGGCGUCGACGCGGGAGCUCGCCGGCUCUUUGGUCGUCGACGAGAACGAGGCGGCGGCUCGCAAAGGUCCCGUGACGCGGAAAGACGGGGACGACGAAGCGGCGAUGCUGGAGCUGGUGGAGCGGUGCCUCCGGGACCCCCGCGGCCUGAACGGAAGCGCCGAGUGGCGGUGUGAGGGCGGCGACGAGGAGGAGGAGGAGGCGGCGGGCGGGCGAGCGGGAGCAAAAGCUGUCAAACCCUCAAAAUGCGAUCAGCCCGGUGGCGACGUUGACCGACGCCGGACCCCAGAGAGCCUCGCCGCUUCGAGUUCCGACAGCGACGAAGUCGGCCCGCCGUGCUCGGGAAAAGCACCGGGGACGUUUACCGGCUCAGGAGCGCCAAACGCUUGCGGCGCGGACAGGGAACCGCCCACGGUCGUCAACGGAGGCUGUCGUUCCGCCGCCGAGGCCCGAAACGAUGGCGGCGGGCACGUCUGCGCGGGGCCCCCCGAGCCGGAGUCCCGGGACCCGUCGGCCUCCUCCGAGCUAAGCGACGACGCGUCGUUCUCGGAGGAGGACGGGCCCGCUCUGAUCGCCAGGCCUCCUACUUUAAGGACCGAACCGAACCUUUGUGUGUCACUCAGCUGCGACGCCACUCCGCUUUCCCCUACGGACUUCCGGGGGGGGUUUGAAACGGGCCGCCGCCAGAGCGCGCCUGAGGCGGACCUCCGGGCGCAGGCCAACUGCGACGAGACGGCUCUCGUCCCCAAGAAGUCGGGGAUUGUGCACUUCUUCACCAGGAACCUUUUCCCAAGGAGAGUCAAAGAGUCGGCGGUGGCGUCGACCCACAAUGCACCGGGGUGGCGACUUUUCGACAAGGCCCGAUCCAGCGCCAAAGAGGACAACGGAAAAGGAGGAGAGCCGCCCGCCGAGCAGAUGUCUCCCCAGCGCCCCCCGGCGGCGGGCAGGAGGAAAAACCUGGACUUUGAGCCUCUCUCCACCACGGCGCUCAUCCUGGAGGACCGCCCCCCGAACCUUCCCGCCAAAUCUGAGGAGGAGACGCAAAGGCACAAACUGGAAUAUGAGGCGAUGGUGGCCGGGGCCAAGAGGAGAGAGUUGAAGGACGCUCAGAAGAAGAAACGUCAGAUGAAGGAGAGACAUCGGCACGAGGACAGCAUCUCCAGCGCCAUGGUGGUGUGGAACACCCACAUCCUGCCGCACUGGGACGCCGUGAAGGCCACGCGCCGCGUUCGGGACUUGUGGUGGCAAGGCAUUCCCCCCAGCGUGCGAGGGCGGGUGUGGCGCCUCGCCAUCGGAAACGAGCUCAACAUCACGGCGGAGCUCUACGACAUCUUCCUGUGCCGCGCCAAAGAGAAAUGGAGGAGCUACAGCGAGACCAGCUCGGUCAACAACGACGGCGAGAGCGACUGCGGCGCCUCGCUGGCCGACAGGGAGUCCAGCCUGGACCUCAUCAAGCUCGACAUCUCCAGAACUUUCCCUUGGCUCUUCAUAUUCCAGAAGGGCGGUCCUUACCACGACGUCCUCCACAGCGUGCUGGGAGCGUACACGUGCUACCGGCCCGACAUCGGAUAUGUCCAGGGAAUGUCCUUCAUCGCCGCCGUCCUCAUCCUCAACCUGGAGGAGGCCGACGCCUUCGUCACCUUUGCCAACCUGCUCAACAAACCGUGCCAGAUGGCCUUCUUCCGCGUCGACCACGACCUGAUGCUGAAGUAUUUUGCCACGUUUGAAGUAUUCUUCGAGGAGAACCUGCCGCGCCUCUUCGUCCACUUCAAGACCAACAAGCUGACGCCGGACCUCUACUUGAUUGACUGGAUCUUCACGCUGUACAGCAAAUCUCUGCCGCUGGACGUGGCGUGCCGCGUGUGGGACGUGUUCUGCCGCGACGGCGAGGAGAGCCUGUUCAGGACGGGCUUGGGCAUCCUGCGCCUGUUCCAGGACGUCCUUCUGCAAAUGGACUUCAUCCACGUCGCGCAGUUCCUCAGCCGGCUGCCCGAAGACCUCCAGGCGCACGCUCUCUUCGCCGCCAUGGCCGCCACACACAUGAUGAGCCGGAACCGCCGCUGGGCCCAGGUGUUUUCCUCGCUGGCGAAGGACAAACCCAACGAGACCGCCGACCCGAGCGGCAGCCCCGCCCUCAGAGGCUAACGCCAGGAUUUUGUCUGGCGUGAUCCUCCUCCUCCUCCUCCUCCUCUUCUGUUCCUUCCAGCGUCACACCAGAAGCUCCUCAUUGGCGCUCAACAUUUUUUCAUCUUCCGCUCGGCUACGUCGCGCAUUUUGGGUGCAGCGUAGACUUUUGAAGGAAGUGAAGUCUCCUUUGUCGAUGUCACGUUGAAAACUGGACCCAGAAAAAACGGACACCAUCAAAGUGUUUUUGUUUUUGGAAGCCGCACUUGUGAGAUACGCUUCACACUUGGUUUCGUGCACGACAUCGGAAAGGUCCACUUUGCUGGCGUCGGGCCUCGCGGUUCUGAAAGAGUCAGUUCUCAGGAAAGCUGACGUGCAUCUUCAAAGAGCGCCGGGCCUUUUUUUAAGCAUUAAGUAAGCCGCAGAAAAAAAAUCAAAUCAGUCAAAUUCAUAAGGCAACCAUUUUCACCGUGGUGGAUUGUCUUGAGACCUAUUUUGGACUCAAAAUUGUCCGACAACUUCUCUCAGCUUUUCAUCGUGAUUUUUGUCCUCUAUGAAAGCAGACAGAUUGUCUUUGAAACCCUGUAAAAGAGGACCGGUACCAGGAACCAGAACCCAAACCGUGUGCGGAGGCGAGCCCGACGAUAUUUUGCUGGAACUUCUCGACUUCACACACCGGUUAAGGGGGUCACAUCCAACCUCGCUAGAGUCGGGUCUUUUUUUUUUUUGUUCUGGGGCACCAACCAAAACGUGUCAGUCGGUGUCGGACACCUGGGGGGGAAAAAAAAAAAAAAACCCACUAACUUGAAAGUUCCCAAAGUGCGAGAGAAACAAGCAGACAUGUUGCAGAGUCCCCAAAGCCGUCGCCAAGACUCCCGGGCCAACGAACAAACUCGAGGCCCAAAAUAGUUCAUCUUGUUACACUCCCGGCCAACAGGGGGCAGCAUUGUCGCCACAGAUGACUUGAACGUGUCACUUGGCUUGAUGAAGAGUUUGCACAUUUCAAUGAUGCAUUGAGAUAGAUUUGAUGUUUUAAAUGAAAAAAAAAAUAUGGAUUCGUGUUACAACAAUUGAUUUAAUUUAAAUUUUGUUUUCUCCAUCAUGAAGGUGGUUGUUUUAUUGUAAAAUUUGUAUGUACAGUUUUUCCUCAAAGUUACAGGGGAUGUAAAUAUUUUUUUAAGGAAAAAAAAAAAGCUUUUCAUAAAUUGUCACUAGUUAAACAUGUAAAUAAAGUAUCACCGCAAACUGAAAAAGGGUUGAUAUUGUGUAUUAAAAUGAAGGAAGUCGGGUUCCAACAUUUGGCCACCAGAGGGCGACCAAGACACACGACCGG
Messenger RNA from Syngnathoides biaculeatus (alligator pipefish), 3779 nucleotides. Its product is annotated as TBC1 domain family member 12-like. The transcript is spliced from 14 exons. Lineage: Eukaryota; Metazoa; Chordata; Actinopteri; Syngnathiformes; Syngnathidae. The record is from RefSeq and is a predicted model, not a curated record. The coding region runs from base 323 to 2467 and encodes 714 amino acids.